AUGGAUGAUGUCAAUCUGACCUGUGUGAGCUCACAUGAGUGUGGUACCCAGGAGGCCAGCAGCCAACAUGAUGCCCUGCUGGACCUCCGCAACCAGAUUACACAUCUGUUCUGCACCAGACUUAAUGCAAACUCCAUCACGGAAAAGCUGCAACUCAUGCAAAGAAGCUCUUACUACUUGGAAGUCCAGCAUGAAUUGCCUCCAACUGAAGAACAGCAGCAGACUUUAAAUUUGUCUGACAGCACAGUGUUGUCUCUCAUUGACCAUUGGAGGUUGGAGGGUGCCUUGACCCUAGCUAACACCCAGGUGAAGCUCAUACUCUCUCUGCUGGGAAUGCUCUACGACGAGAUAAUCAGCAGCUGUCGGGAGCUUGAAGUUUUCAUCAUUAAGUGCAACCAGGGUUUAUUGGACAGGGACAUGGCAAUUUCCAUGCAGGAGAAGCUCCGGCAAACCCACCAGUACCUGGAUGACUUUGAGGACCGUAUGACUCGGAAUCUUGGUCCACUGGACCUGCCGAACCAGCUCAUCCUGAACACAGGUCAAUACCCGAUGGCGAAGCUCAGUGUGUCUCUGGCCAUCAAAAUGCCAGUGGUAUUUGACCGUCGUAAGUCACAUGUGACUUCGUACACUGCACACUUAUUUUGGGAAGUCGCCACUCAGCAGUCGGAGGAGCUCGGCCAAGAAUUUGAGAUCCUCAUAAAGAGCCUUCAUCCAACUGCUGACCAGGGCGAGUUUAUUAAAACCACAUGUCAGUCAUACUGUAUACAAUUCAGCAACCUGACCCCUGACAGCUACUAUCAGUUCUCUGUCAAGAGAGUUGAUGUUUUAAACUUGGUCUAUGAACUGUGGACUGACACUAUCAUCCUGAAGACCACCAAUGUUCCUAAAUGA
Scomber japonicus (chub mackerel) is the source of this 891-nucleotide messenger RNA. RefSeq names its product fibronectin type III domain-containing protein 11-like. Gene Ontology annotation, molecular function: protein binding. NCBI's taxonomy places the organism in Eukaryota, Metazoa, Chordata, Actinopteri, Scombriformes, Scombridae. The coding region runs from base 1 to 891 and encodes 296 amino acids. The transcript has 2 exons. The record is from RefSeq and is a predicted model, not a curated record.